Messenger RNA from Anas platyrhynchos (mallard), 1463 nucleotides. It is a transcript of the gene ZPBP2, whose product is annotated as zona pellucida binding protein 2. Gene Ontology annotation, cellular component: zona pellucida receptor complex; acrosomal vesicle; extracellular region. The record is from RefSeq and is a predicted model, not a curated record. Lineage: Eukaryota; Metazoa; Chordata; Aves; Anseriformes; Anatidae. Gene Ontology annotation, biological process: acrosome assembly; binding of sperm to zona pellucida.
GCGGCGGCCCUGAGGAGAGGAAAGGGCGGGGGGCAGGCGGGAAGGGGCCGUUGGCACCCCCCCGGCCGUUGGCCUCACGGGGCGGCCGUUGGUGCGGGGGCGGCAUGGCGGGGGGCGGCGGGAGGCCGUGCUCCCCCCCACGAGGCCUCCUGGGGAUGGCGGCGGUGGUGGUGGUGAUGGCGGCAGCAGGAGGCUGGGGUGCCCUGGUUGGAGCAAGCGCUGUACCUGAAGACGAGCUACGUUCUGUUGGCUUAAUUCAAAAUAAUUACAUUUAUGCUGACAUCAAACGUGAAGUUAACGUGUAUGUUAAAGUAUUUACAGAUAGCCCACUUCUGGUAUGCAUGGAUUUGUCUCUUUCUCAAGAAGAAAUAAUAGAUCCCAAGUAUUUGUGGAUCGGUCCAGAUGGAAAAAAUUUAGAAGGGCAAACAUAUGCGAAUCUUACAGAAACUGGAAAGUUGAUGCUGAUGGGUUUUAAGGAGUCCAUGUCUGGAGCUUACACUUGCACUCUUUCUCACAGAAUCAUAGAAACUAUGACACAAGAAGAAGUAGACGUGUUUGAGACAUACAAGUUUAUGUUAUACGCAUACAGGGAAGCUGACCAUGCAUACCAGAUAUCUGUUCGCUUUACUACAAAGGGAUGUGAGCUAGCAGCCAAUGCCCAGUUCUUUGAGGAACUGAAGAAAAUCUUAGACAACUUAAUUUCUGAUCUGACAUGCCACAUCAUAGAGUCAUCGUACAAAUGCCAUUCCAUCAAGACACCAAACCAAGGCCUCCUGCAUGAGCUCUUUGUUACUUUUCAAGUUAAUCCUUUUGCACCCGGAUGGGAAGAAGUUUGCCAACAGGUUCCUUAUGACUGUGAAGAUGCAACAAACAUGAAAGUCCAAGAGGCAAGAAAUCGGAUCGGAGAGUUUUUCAGUAGGCAGACAUACGCUUUGAAGCACGAGUUUCAAACUGCCCCUACAAUCCACUACGUGGACAACAGCUUCUCGGUUACCCACGUUGACAGCUGUCGACCAGGUUUUGGGAAAAAUGAUAUCACCCACCAGAACUGUGCUGGCUGCUGUGUGGUUUGUGAGCCUGGAACAUACAGUCCGAACAACGAAGUCAUCUGCCACGUAUGUACCAGGCCUCACAUCAAGAAGUACGGAGCAAAGUUUUGCUAAUAAAUAUACAACGGGAACUGGAAAACUGAAGAGAAGCUAUGAAAGCACUUUUUUUUUUUUUUUGUGAUGUACUUUUCAUUUUUAGCUACCAGUUCUGGAAUCCUACAUUAUUUUUUGAAUGAAAGCCAAACUUCCUCAUCCACGCACCCCAACAUUUUGUAUCUUCAGGGAACACUUAUAAAAGUGAUGCAUAAAAUGAAGCACUCAUGCAACAUAAAGUAACUUUAAAAAAAAAAAAAAAGGAGGUGGUUUGUCACAUGGCUGUGGGUGCAAGGAGUCCAUUUCUUGGUGGUGACACCA